AUGUCGAGGCACUGAUACUUUACGCGAAACUUUGACUACUGGGCCAAACGUGGCAUACGGGGCCCGAAGCCUUACAUUGGUUUCGGAAAUACUUUGCAUAAGUUUCUGAACCAAACCACUGAUCUGGAGGUCCAAUGGAUUCACGAAUUCGGCAAAAUAUACGGCAUUUUUGAAGGCAAUCGACCCAUACUAACGGUGGCGGACCCGGAGCUCAUCAAAAGCAUUUUGGUGACAGACUUUCAUCUGUUUAACGAUAAGGAGGCAAACCCACUUUUCCACUCGAAAGCCCACCCAAUACUGGCCACGAAUAUCGAGGUAAAGGUGGGCGACGAGUGGCGCCGACAACGGGCGGUACUU
Oppiella nova is the source of this 357-nucleotide messenger RNA. NCBI's taxonomy places the organism in Eukaryota, Metazoa, Arthropoda, Arachnida, Sarcoptiformes, Oppiidae. The record is from the annotation of a GenBank genome assembly.